Messenger RNA from Bombus impatiens (common eastern bumble bee), 2260 nucleotides. It is a transcript of the gene Upf3, whose product is annotated as regulator of nonsense transcripts 3A. The transcript has 6 exons. The record is from RefSeq and is a predicted model, not a curated record. Lineage: Eukaryota; Metazoa; Arthropoda; Insecta; Hymenoptera; Apidae. The coding region runs from base 173 to 2035 and encodes 620 amino acids. Gene Ontology annotation, molecular function: mRNA binding. Gene Ontology annotation, biological process: nuclear-transcribed mRNA catabolic process, nonsense-mediated decay; positive regulation of translation. Gene Ontology annotation, cellular component: nucleolus; cytoplasm.
AAUAAUAUUUUUACGAUUUAGUAAAACAAGAUGGCCGCGAAAACUUUGUAAACGGAAACGUUUAAUUUGAUGACUCGAAGAAAAAUUGCAUGCUUUGAAUAUUAUUUUUGAUUAGAGUGUAUCAGAUUGACACAAAAUAGACCCGAUUUGCCAAGAAAUUAAAUAAAUGUAGAUGACAAUGACUGAGGAAACACAACAAUCCGAAACAGCCGCACAAAAUGAGGCACAAACUAGUUCUCCAGAUGUUGGAAAAGUUAAAGAUAGUAAAAAAGAAAAAUGCCGACCUAUGACUAAGGUAGUAAUACGGAGAUUACCUCCAACUAUGACUCAAGAACAAUUCCUAGAGCAAGUUUCUCCAUUGCCAGAACAUGAUUAUCUUUAUUUUGUAAAAGCUGAUAUGUCUUUGGGACAAUAUGCUUUUUCCCGUGCAUAUAUUAACUUUGUUGAGCAACAGGAUAUUUUUAUGUUCAGAGAGAAAUUUGAUAAUUAUGUAUUUGUCGACUCUAAAGGAACAGAAUAUCCAGCAGUAGUAGAAUUUGCACCUUUCCAAAGGUUACCAAAGAAAAGAAUAGGAAAAAAGAAAGAUUUGAAAUGUGGUACAAUAGAGUCAGAUUCAUAUUAUAUAAGUUUCUUAGAAAGUCUUAAAAAUCAAGAAGCUGAAUCUAAUGUAUCACAGCCAAAAACAGAGUACUCAUAUCAACCACCUGAUAAUACACCAAAAAAAGUUACAACCACACCUCUCUUAGAAUAUGUGAAACAACGUAAACAGGAGAAACAACGUCUCAGAGAUGAAAAACGUGAAGAAAGACGACGAAGAGAUCUAGAAAGGAGGCGGACAAAGGAAGAUCCUAUUAUAUCUAAGGUAUUGAAAAAUCCAGAUCUUGAUAAAGAAAUGUGUAAAGAUAAUAAAGAAAAUAGGGAGGAAAAGGAUAAACUUUCACCCAAAGAUAUAAAAAAUCGUAUUAAGAAAGAGGAUAAAUUACGUGACAAAGUACCGCGUGAUCGAGAUUCCAAAUCAAUAACAAAAGGAUAUAGGGAAAGAAUUGAAGAUAGAAAUAAAGAUAGAGAUAUAAAACAUCAAAGACGACAUGAAGAUAAAAAGAUUUAUGGAAGACGUGAUGAAAGAGAUGGUAUAAAAGAUGAUAGAAGAUUUGAUGGAAAAGAUGAUAGAAAAUAUGAUUUUAAAGAAGAUACUAAAGAUUCUAGGGAACGAAAGAUUGAGGAAAAACGAGGUAAAAGUUAUGAAAAAAUGAGGCAAGAAAAAAAAAGGCUUGCAGAAACCAAAAAACAGAAUGUAGAAUUUAGUGUUGAUACAGAAAAUAGUGCAAAAUUAAGAAGUGAAGACGAAGAAUUCCAAAAGAAAGAACCACCAGUUGAUUUGUAUGAAAAUAUUAAAGAAAAUGACGAAGCUAUGGGUGAUAAGGAGGAUGCUAAAUAUAAUAAAGGAAAAGAGAAACAAGAAACUAACGAAAAAAAGAUUCUAAUAGAAGAUUCUGUGCAUGAUUUUGGGACAAGAGAUCAGAAAAGGACAGAAACAGCAGUUGAAAGUAACAAAGACAUUGAAAAAUCAAAAUCCAAUGAAGACAUUAAUAAAGACAUUAAUGAAGAUGAUGAAUCUGAAGAAAAGAAGGAUUCAAAAGUCACAAAAAGGCGAAGUUCACUUGAAAGUGGAGGGGAAGGUGGUACAGGAGAUGGAAAUUGUUUAAGGAGACACAAGUCUUUAGAUGGAGGAGAUCAAAAUAACUUACAAAAGACUGAAAAUGAAGAUAAAGAAAAAGAUAAAAAGGAUCCACGAUUAGAACGUCGAAUUAGAAAUAAAGAUCGUCCUACCAUGGAGAUCUAUCGGCCUGGAAUGGGAAAAUUUAGCAAACAAAGAUUAGAACGAGAGAAAUCUAAUACUAAUGAUGAGAGAGCAUCGCUUUCGCAAAGUCCUACUCCAAACCCCAAUUCUAAUAAUCUUUGUAAAUCAGGAAAACCUGGAACUGAAGUGCGAUCUAUGACGUUUAAACGUAGUAUUAGUCGUGAUUUGGUAUAACAAUCGCUAAAUGGAAAUCUUUUUUUAACAUCAGUGAUAUAUAUGUUGAAACUGUAUUAACAUAUAAGGUUUUUACACUAGUCUUUCUCACGACAUACAAUAUCACACAGUGUAUCUUAUUAUACACAAAUGCAUAAUAAAAUAUAGUGUUCCACUUACUGCUGGAAAAUUCAUGUAGCUGCAGAUGUAUAAAACUUUCCAUAUUAAGUAAUUUGAUAUAUGUAA